Messenger RNA from Lottia gigantea (owl limpet), 1284 nucleotides. RefSeq lists its product as hypothetical. The transcript has 6 exons. The coding region runs from base 1 to 1284 and encodes 427 amino acids. The record is from RefSeq and is a predicted model, not a curated record. Lineage: Eukaryota; Metazoa; Mollusca; Gastropoda; Lottiidae.
AUGCCAUUUGUUCCAGAAAAGUUUAUUUUAGUAUUUACAUCUGUUUUUAUUCUACAGGAAUUUACCGUGUCUGGGUUUGAGAGAAAAUUAAUGGAAGAGAUAAAUUAUCGUGAUGGGAAGAUUAAGAUGAUGAGUGAAACAGAAACAGAAUACGAUUCUGAACAACCUGAAGAAAGAGUCAUCAACACCCAGCCUCCAGAAAUAUUACAACAGUUAAACGAUACACAACUUAUUGAAGGUGGUGAUGCCACAUUUGUCUGUAAAAUUAUGGGAAAACCACGACCAAAGAUUGCUUGGUAUAGAAAUGGAAAACGUAUCAAGAAAUCUAAUCGUUAUGAUAUAACGUACGGACAAGAUAAUAUGAGUGUAUUGAAGAUUCGAGUCACUCUACCAGAAGAUACUGGAUAUUACACUGUCCUAGCUGUUAACUCAGUCGGUAAAGCCACCACCUCUGCCCAACUUUACGUUGAUAAACUCGGCAACAUUGAUGCUACUUCUUUCAUGGAACCUGAGAGCCUGAAAAAGAUGCUUAAGAGAGGUAAAAAGGGUAAAGUAUCAGAUGAUGGAGGAGUUUUUGAUGCUCCUGCAGCACCACAAUUCAAAAAGAUUCCUGAUGAUUUAACAGCAUCAGAAGGUACCACUGUCAGGUUUGACUGUCUUGUGACUGGACGACCUGCACCAGAAUUAGACUGGUAUAGAGACGGCAUCCUGGUUCACAGGGAUGAUAACCAUAAGAUUGUUGUAAAUGAGAAUGGUAUCCACUCGUUAAUUAUAAAGUUUGUAUCGAGACGAGAUGCCGGGACCUAUAAUUGUCUAGCUCUGAAUAAAGCUGGUGAAGAUAGAUUUACUAUUACUCUUAACGUCACACCGAAAGAAGAGAAACAACCCCCCAGAUUUAUUGAAAGGGUCCAGAAUUUCACUGUAAAAGAGGGUAACCCUGUAACUCUGUCCUGUCAUGCUGUUGGCAUGCCAACUCCUUUGAUGUCAUGGCAGAAAGACGGACACCACGUCACUCCAACACAUGACAUGAGAGUAAAUACAGAGGGUGGAAGAUCGGCUCUGUAUAUUGAAGAUACUAAACUAUCAGAUGCUGCUUGGUACCAGUGUACAGCUGCUAAUACUUCUGGUAGUGCUACAACUAGAGCUAAACUUGUUGUUCAAGGUAUGUUUUGGAUAUUUAAGCCAUCAUCAGGACAGCUGGUUUCAUGGGGAAGUGUGAUGUGCCUCUCAAGUGCUCAGAGACACCAUGCUUCUUCUUCAACUGAGCUGCCCUUUCGUAUCUAA